This is a messenger RNA of Emiliania huxleyi CCMP1516, 6486 nucleotides long. RefSeq lists its product as hypothetical. The coding region runs from base 1 to 6486 and encodes 2161 amino acids. The record is from RefSeq and is a predicted model, not a curated record. The transcript is spliced from 7 exons. NCBI's taxonomy places the organism in Eukaryota, Haptophyta, Isochrysidales, Noelaerhabdaceae.
AUGGCGUCGCUUGGGACGCCAGGCGCAACCGGGCCGGCCCCCACCGGCACGCCUGGCUGGCUCCAAGAGGCCGGGAGACAAAUCGAAAUCUCUCCCGGCGCCAACGGAACAAUCGACCUCACCGACGGCACGGGGCGCAUGCCACCACGCCCCGCGACAAUCAUGGUGCAGGCGUGGCCCGCCAAGAGCAGAAAGGCGACCGUGCUCGAGCUCGCCAUGGCCGAAGGCACCGUGGACGACUUUGAGGCCAAACUGGUCGAGAUGGGCCUGCGCGAGGGCUACCGCCUUUACCAGCUGCACGGGGACAAGCUCGAACCGCAGCCCACCACGUACCGGACGGUGAUGGCGCUUUUGCCGUCGCGCCGCAGCGCAGGGGGGGGCGCCCGCCCGUCGAGCGAGCGACGCGAGCCGACCAAGCUUCUCGUCUCGAAGCCGCCGUCGUUCGACAUGCUCUCCAAGGUGAUCGCGCCCGAGUUCACCGCGGCGCAGGGCAUCAAGGAGAUCCUCGACAACGCGAUCCAGUCCCUCGAGCUUCUCGCCAGCGGCUGCUGGACGCCGCAGCUCGUCAUACUGAUCGACCUGGCGCGCGGGCGGCUGCGCGUCGUCGACAACGGCGGCGGGCUCAACCCGACCCAGAUGGAGGACUGGGCAGAGUGCGGCAACUCCACCAACCGCUCGCGCGUCAACGAGAUGCUCGAGGCCGCGGCGGCGCGCUCCAGCACCGACCCUCGUGCCGCCAAGGACAACUCGCCUUGGAACCGCGAGUACAUCUGCGAGGAGUGGGAGCCCGAGACAGAGAAAGAGCUGCGGCAGCUCAUGGACCGCGACGGCUGGGGCGACCGCAUCACCUGCCUCGAAGUGGACCGGCUCGCGCCUUCGGUGGUGGAGAAGCUUCGCGAGGCGGUCGCCGACCCGCACCGCUCCGAGCUCGUGGGCGAGAUCGUCGACACGUGGGCCUACUCCUUCGAGCCGCGGCUGUACGAGGCGGUUGCGCGCGACUGCAACACCUUCAACAGGGAGAAGGACCCUCCGCCGCUGCGCAUCACCGCCAGCGUCGAGGCGUGUGGCAUCGACGGUGGCGCGGCGGACCCGACCAGCCUCAACGCGCUGGCGGGCCUCAAGUACCAGAAGCUUGCAUCCCAGGCCGCCUCGUCCUCGUCGCAGCCGCUGCGGCGCGGGCUUCGCGCCGGCGGCGCCUCGGAUGCGGAGGUGUUUUGCUACGAGUUUGACGUCACCGACGGCGCGGGCAAGCGGGGCAGGGCGCUGUUGCUUCUUCGCUACUACCCGAUCAAGGACGGCGGCGAGACGCUGCCCGCCGAGUGCAAGGCCGGCUUCGACGUCCGGUGGCAGAGCCGGCUGCUCAAGGACGAGCGGCUGCGCCUCCUCUCCUUCAUGGACCCCGCCGAGCUGUCGACCAAGGGCCGCGGCAGCGCGCAGAAGGAGCUGAGCUUGCUGCUGCAGCGCGUGGGCCACCGGCUGCACGGAGAGCUGCUGCUCGACCCGUCCUUCGCCGUCAACAAGAUGAAGUCUCAGCUGCUGCAGAGCGGCGAGGAGUCGAGCUCGGGCAGUAUCAAGCUCGUGCAGAUGCUGAGGGACAGGAAGGUGGCGGAGUGGGUGCGGCCGGGCGGGGGCACGCUGGUCGACGAGUUCCUGCAGUGGCUGAGGGGGCGCGAGCAGCUCGACGACAAUUUCCGGUUCGCGCCGAACAGCGAGCGCGGCGACGUCGAGGCGUGGCCACCUGCUAUGGAGGACGGGGCGUCGCCUCCACAGUUGCUUCACGGAGUCAGUGGCGACGUGCUCCGCCUCACCGGCUACGUGACGAAGAUUCUGCGGGCCGGCGACAAGACGUUGACGGCGCCGCGGAGCGAGUCUGGCCGACCUGUCGAGGCGGACGCGCUGCGGCUGUGGUUGCGCAAGGACAAGAGCAAGGUGUUCAACAAGACGACCAACGCGGUGUGGGCCGAGGUGUACGGUUUCUACUUCUUCGCUCGCUCCGGCCUCAGCGCGGUGGAGGUGGAGGAGGAGUGCCGGAGGGCGACCGACGGCGAGGUCCUCUACCUCGAGGCGGGCGCACGCGCGAAGGCCGCCUCGCUGACGGGCGAUGCGAAGGAGAAGGCGCUGAUGCUUCGCGCUUUGCCGCUCGAGCUCAUCGAGCUCAAGCAGUCCAGCUUGCGCAUCCCGGAGAAGGACUGGAAGGCGCACGUGAGGUCGCUGCAGGACGCGCACGAGAAGACCAAGCCCAGCGCGGUGGUCUGCAUCGACACCGCCACGGCCGACGCCACCGCCGCCGGCUCUUCCUUCGUGGGCGGGGAUAUCGAGCGGGACGUCCCGAUCGAGUACGCCUGCGAGGGCUUCAUCGAUGAGGGCAAGAAGCUGUGGCUCGCCGUGCAGGUGCACAACGGGUCGAACAAGGUGAUCAGCAAGACCGAGCUGGAGAAGGGUGGCUACGUGGUCAAGCUCACCGCGACGCACACCGAGGGCCAGGUCAAGCUCAUCGAGGCGAGCCACUUUUACGCCGGUGGCGCGGCGUGGUUGCAGCCGAAGCUCGACGAGCCCGGCGAGUGGGUCUGCUCGAUCGCCGUCGUCGACAAGAACGGCGCGACCGUCGGCAAGACGUGGGCGGUGACGAUCCCGGUCGCGCAGCCGGAGAAAUGCGCGUCCAUCGAGGUCGAGUUUGAGGACGAGGACGCGAUGCUGCGCGUGGGCGAGGCCCUCCCCCCGCUCGUGGUGACGGCGUUCGACUGUGUCGGCGUCCAGUUUGAGCUGUCCGCGCUCCCAGACAAUCUGGACGUCGACAUCGUCGACAAGAAGUCGCAAGGCCAGCGGCUGGAGCUCGACCCGUUCGAUCAGCAGCAGGCGGUGCUCGCGGACGGCAAGAUCCGCAUCUACAACCUCGUGGUACGCGGCCCCUUUGCCACCGGCAAGCACGCGGGCAGCGUCAAGCUCGGCGUUGCCUUCGGCGAGCUUAAGGCCGCGAAGACGAAGUGGCUCGAGAUCAAGUGCGGUCGGCCCGCCAACCUCUUGCUCGAGAACACGGAGGUGCUCUUCGACGCCGCGCCGUACGACGCCGGCGAUUCACUGCCGCCGAUGCGGCUGUUCUGCACGGACGUCCACGGCAACCCCGCCGGAGGCUGCUCGGUCUGGCUCGAGAUGUCGCACGACGGCGAGGCCGGGUCCGAUCCGUUCACCGGGCCGAGCGGGCCGUUUGAGACCAAUGCCAAGGGCGAGCUGGUCUUGGGCGGUGGCAAGAAGGCCGGCUUCAAGGUCAAUGGAGCUGUGCUGCGACCCGACGCGGAGGCAGUGGCCACCCUCAAGUUCGUCGCCACCCUCGAAGCCGAGGACGAGGCUGAGGACGCGGUGCUGGAGGUGCCGGUGCGGCUGGCGCAGCUCGAGCAGGAGGAGGAGCCCGAGCUGGCCACGCUGGCGAUGUCCGUCGUGCCGGGCCCGGCGGGCUCCUCCACCCCGACCGUCGGCUGCGAUGAGGAGUUCAAGAUCGAGCUGUACGGCUCCGACGAGGUCGGCAACGCCUGCCGCCUCGACCCCGCCGACUACGCCAAACCAUACCUCGCCAGCUCGGGGGGGCUGGGGGCGACUUGGGGCGACUGGAAACUAAACGGCGACGUGCUCGAGAUGACGGUGCAGCUCAGCGGCAAGGCGGGCGACAUCGAGAUCGAGCUGCCCGAGUCUGACGCCCACCGUCACAUCCACUGCGAGCCGCUGAAGCUCUCCCUCGUCGCCGGCGCGCCGAAUGCGGUGGUCGCCUCCGUGGUCGGCAACCCCAUCAACGGCGCGGAGCUGGUCGUGAGCGCACACCUCGUCGAUGAGCACGAGAACGUCGUCGAGAGCCACGGCAGCGUCGUAGAGUGGGAGCCGCUGAAGGCCGAGGAUCCGGACCAGCUUCACGUUCACUGCUCUGGGAGCGGCAAGAAGAAGGGCGUCCGCGCGCAGCUCAAGGCGACCGUGCUCGCGAAACAGACGCUGCGCGAGCCGGAUGAGUUUGGCCUCGUGCUGUCGGCGCGCUUCAAGAAGGGCGGCGUCUGGCAGACCGUCACCACCGAGAGCGUCGACGCGGACCCCUUCCGCGUGACGCUGCAGCCCGGCGCCGCCGUCAUCAGCGACUUGGUCGUCAGCCGCGUGCAGCUCGAGAACGAGGCGAGCGACACGACGAACGACUAUGUCGACGACGACGUCGAGGCGAGGCCGACGCACGAGGUGCCGAAGGUGACGCAACCGCUGGAGCCCCUGCCGCCGCAGCCGCUGCAUCUCACCGCCGAGCCCAGCGGCAUGCUGCCGAGGCUUGCGCUGCGGGUUCGCUACGAGGACGGCGGCUUCCUCGAGCACCCCACGAAGUGCCAACUGCGGGCGAGGCUGGUGCGGAGCGGGGCGUCAGCGGAGGCGCGCACGGCGCGCAGGCAGCAGCAGCCGGCGCUCUUCUGGCCAUCAUCCGGCGACUGGCAGAAGCGCGCCGGCGGCCCCGUCGAGCUGAGCCCGCCCGGCGAGGCGCCGGUGCAGGGCCUGCUGCUGCAGGAGGUGCCAGCGCCCGCCGAGCCGGGGGCGUACUCGCUCGAGCUCGCCCUCUCCUUUGGCAGCACGACGAAGGGCCUGCCGCCCUCUCAGCUGCUCAAGAGCGCGGAGCGGACAGAGGUCACGGCGGCUUUCGCCAUCGUCGUCGAGGCUGGCCCUCCCUCGAAGCUCCUUCCGGCGCUGCCCGGCUCGGGCUCGACAACAGCGCCGCUCAAGGUCGUGGCGAACGAGGCGACUGAGCUCGGCACGUUUGCGCGCCUCGUCGACGCCAUGUCCAACCGGCUCCCGUCCGACGGCACCGUCCGCCUCUCGCUCCGGCAGUACGCGAUGGGGUCGGAGGAGGGGCAGGGCAUCACGCUCGAGAUCGCGCAGCCGGACACCACGUUGCGCCUUGUGUCGGGCUGGCUCGCGGUGGACUACGAGAACCCCGCCGACGAGGGGGAGCGAGAGGCGGAGCGGCAUCGGCAGGCGGAGAGGCUGCAGGCGGCACAGGCCCGGCUGCAGGCGGCGGAGGAGGAGGAGGGCGAGCUCUCCCGGCGGCAAAAGGCAUGUGCUGGUCAGGUCGGUGCUGCGAGGCGCGCGCACGACUGCGCCAGCGCGGAGGUGCGCAGAAGCCAGGCGCUUCUCGCGCAGAAGCGCAGCAGUCGCGACGCGUUCGGCUUGGACGAGGCGGCCGUGAAGCGGCUCAAGACCGCGCACGGCAUCGGCGACGCGGACGCGGCGUCGGCGAGCGCGACGGGCGCCAUGCCGCCGAACACGCUCGGCCAAAAGCUGCGGGCGAAGGUCGCGCAGCUCGAGGAGAGCUUGACGGUGCGGGUGAGCGUCGACGGCGAGGAGGCGGAGCGGCGGCGCUUCGGCGACUUCCCCAUCCCUUUGGAGCCCGACGACAACUCGCGCGUGUGGCUCGAGCUGCGGCCGCGCUCCGACGCCGACGGCGCCCAGGGCCCGCACGGCAUCUUCAAGGUUUACUCGCGCGGCGGCGAAGAGCACGCUGAGGGCCCUGUCGACGAGCAGACCCUCUCGCCCGACCCCGAGGGCGAGUACCUGCUCGACGCGCUGCAGCCCGCCGUGGAGAGCGGCCGCGUCGAGAGCCUCUUCGAGAGCGGCCGCGUUGCGGACGAGCGGCUCUCCAACAUCCUCGCCGCGCUGCUGCCCUCGUGGUUUGGCGCCGACUGCGUCGUGCUCGCCCGGCCGCCCGCGGCGGCUCCGCCACCGCCAUCUUUCUUUGCCCGGCUGAAGGCCAAGCACCUCAACCCGCUGGCGUCUCCGCCGCCCGCUCUCCUCCCGCCGCCGCCCGCCGCGGCGGCGGCGCCGCCAGAGGAGGACGCCGACUCUGGGCUCCUCAAGCUUGGCCCGGGCGGGUCGCUGCACCCCCCCUUCGACGGCGCAAGCUUCUUGGUAAACCGCAUCUGCUGCGACGGCACCGCGGCGCGCACCGCAUGGUACCGCGCGCUCGGCGGCUACGGCGAUGCCAUCGUCUUCGACAAGUCGAGCGCCAUGAUCGACUCCGACGCGCCGGCCUCCUCUCUGCUGGUUGCGCUCGAGGACGACGCGGGCUUGGUGGGCGGCGGCGGCGGAGGGUACGCGGUGCGAUCCUCCGACGGUGGGAUGGGCGCACUCGCCAAGCCCGCCUCCUCGGCGUGCCGACUCGGGAGGCUCACCGAUGCGGACGAGGAGCAGGCGCUGAGCGGCACCGCCGAGGGCCGGAGGGUGGUUGAGUUUGAGCGGGCGGCGAGCGAGCUGAGCGAGCUGGAGCGGGCGGGUCGGGAGGCGGAGGAGGAGGAGGCCUCGGCGGAGAGGGCGUGGAGGGAGGCCGAGUGCGACUUGCGCCUGCUCGAGCAGGAGCUCGACCCGCUGCGCCACGAGGUGGAGCAGCUCCAGCAGCAGCUGGGCGUGGGAGGCACCGGAACCGGAGGCGGCCGCGUCCGCGGCAGGAAGCGGGCGCGCCAGGGGGUGGCUUAG